CAACCCGUCCACUCUUCUCCACCACCUCUCACAGAACAGAACAAGCUACCUUCCAAACACCGAGCAAUGGCGACCUCUUCAACAUCCCACGCCAUUUCUUUCUUCUCCUCUUCGAUUUUCCUUACUUCUCCCCAGCAGAACCCUAAAUUUCUCUCUAUCUUGAAAACCUUAAGCCAUUCUGUGACUAAAACGCUAACAAUCCAUUCGGAGGCUGCAACGCUUUCUAUCCUCUCCUUCGAAGGCGAGAAGAUCGGUGAAACCCAUCUUGACCUGAAAACGGCACCGCCAGAGACGCCCCGAGCCGUCCUUCACCGCGGGAUCAUCACUGAUCAACAGAAUAAGCGAAGGGGAACAGCUUCGACUCUAACGAGAGGAGAAGUUCGUGGAGGUGGUAAGAAACCUUACCCACAGAAAAAGACCGGACGGGCCAGGCGUGGGUCUCAACGAACACCUCUCAGGCCUGGUGGAGGUGUUAUUUUCGGUCCGAAGCCAAUGGAUUGGAGCAUCAAGAUCAACCGGAAAGAGAAGCGGUUUGCUAUAUCGACGGCGUUAUCCAGCGCAGCAGUAAAUGCGAUUAUUGUGGAGGAUUUUUCUGAUAAAUUCGAUGAGCCAAAAACGAAAGAUUUCAUCGCAGCGAUGAAGAGGUGGGGAAUUGAUCCCAAGGAGAAAUCCAUGUUCUUGUUCACGGAGGUGUCGGACAAUGUGAGGUUGUCUAGUUGGAAUAUCAGGAUGUUGAAAUUGCUAACGCCGAGGACGCUGAACCUGUUUGACAUCUUGAAUUCAGAUAAUCUGGUGUUUACUCAGCAAGCUGUAGAUUACCUGAACAGGAUGUAUGGGAUUGACUAUGAAGGAGGGGAAGCUGAAGAUGAGGAUAAAGUCGAAGAAGCUGAAGGUGAUGAGGCAGAUGAGAGUUAUGAUGCAGCAGAGCAGUGAAAUACAGUGAUCCGAAGAGAUUUGUUCCCAAAUUGUUUUAGAUGCAAUUGGUCCAAUUAUUGACCCUCAUUGGAGUAACUUCGUUGCCAAGAUCAACAGCCAUCUAACAUUUCAGGCUACAACUGUAUUAUACUGGAGGUUUUUUUUGGAAUUUGCAGGUAAGCUUGGCAAAAAGCAAAUUAAAGUUGGUAGCUAUAAACCCAAAGGAGGUUUAAUUGGAACACUCAUGUCCCGUCUAAAGUAUCAUUCUUCCUUUGGGGUGGUGCUUGACAGAAUCCUCAGAGUCGACUAUUUGAUAUCUAAAGGGCAUGAAAGCUGGAUAAUCUGUUCUGCCUAUGCCAAUCAGAAGCUGAAUCAGUCCUCCACCUAUUGUUGCAUUGGAAGGUAUCCUAUGAAAUCUUGUGCUAUUUCGUAGGGCUCUUCAGAAGAUUAUGGGUGGUUCCCCAUGAUAUUCCCAUGUUAUCAUCUACCUGGCCACUGAAAGGGCCAAAGGGUAUUGUAGAAGAGACACAAUCUUGUAGAAUAUAUUACCUUUUGCAUUGUGCUGUAUAUAUGGAGGGAGAGGAACAGCCGGAUAUUUUAAUUUAAAAGCACUCUUGAGGAAGCUUUAUUGAGAGAAUUGAGAAAACCAUGAUUCAGUGGGGCUUUAUAUUGAAGGAAAUCCAUAGAUAUUCUUUUGGUCACUUAAGUGAUGAUUGGGAGGAUUUUCUGUUCAAUGAGGGUUUCAAUUGUAGUUUAUAUGGGAGGACAUGUUAGGCUUAUCUACCUGGUGUCGGUGUAAUCUGCAAUUGUAGUUUGUAGUCUUUAUUUUCAAUCUGAAGAAUAAAAAAAUCAUU
Molecule: messenger RNA, 1769 nt
Organism: Nelumbo nucifera (sacred lotus)
Lineage: Eukaryota; Viridiplantae; Streptophyta; Magnoliopsida; Proteales; Nelumbonaceae
Source: RefSeq, a predicted model, not a curated record